CAUUUUCAUUUGUCAAAUGUCAACUUGUCAAGAGAAAGUUUGCAAUUGCCCCAACUUUAUUUAACAAAAAUUUAGUUUUCUAUAUUUAUUCCAGUGGUAUUUUCGUUUUCAAGAUUGUAUAUUGUGUACGUUUCUUGAACAUUAACUCCUCAGAAAACAUUAUAUACUUACGAAUAAACUACUGAAAAGUUUACGAGUUUCCUGCAAAGUUAACAUAAAAGUGGUCACAAGUAACUUUUUAUCGGAAUCUGAUUAUUUUAUCGGGAGCCGCGAGCAGUGAAAGCAGUGCCAGAACCAGAAGCCAAUAGUUGGGCCGCCGCCCCUUAUCAUAGAAGGAGUGAGUCGGUGCGGGCAGGCAGUGCGGGCGGGCGCGCCCGCGCGGUGAUGGUGCCAUGGCCGGGCGGCGCGUGACGCGCAAGUGGGAGGUGUUCGCGGGCCGGAACCGCUUCUGGUGCGACGGGCGGCUCAUGACGGCGCCGCACCCCGGCGUGUUCCUGCUCACGCUCGCGCUCAUCUGCGGCACCAGCGCGCUGCACUUCGCCUUCGAUGCGCCCUACCUGGCGGCGCGCGUGUCGGCCGCGCUGCCCGCCGCCGGCGCCGCGCUGUGCGGCGUGACGCUGGCGGCGCUGCUGCGCACGGCGCUGUCCGACCCCGGCAUCCUGCCGCGCGCGCUGCCGCCCGAGGACGAGCCCGCGCCGCCGCGCCCGCCGCCGCGCGCGCGCGAGGUGCUGGUGCGCGGCCGCGCCGUCAAGCUCAAGUACUGCUUCACGUGCAAGAUGUUCCGCCCGCCGCGCGCCUCGCACUGCUCGCUGUGCGACAACUGCGUGGAGCGCUUCGACCACCACUGCCCCUGGGUGGGCAACUGCGUGGGCAAGCGCAACUACCGCCACUUCUACCUGUUCGUGGUGUCGCUGGCCUUCCUCGCCGUGUUCGUGCUGGCGUGCGCCGCCGCGCACCUGGCGCUGCUGGCGCGCGGCGCGGGGCUGGGCGCGGCGCUGCGCGCGUCGCCCGCGUCCGCGCUUGCGGCCGCCGUGUGCUUCCUGGCCGUGUGGUCGGUGCUGGGGUUGGCCGGCUUCCACACCUACCUCGCCUCCACCGACCAGACCACCAACGAGGACAUCAAGGGCGCCUUCGCGUCUCGCCGCGGCGCGCCCAACACCAACCCCUACUCGCGCGGCAACGCGUGCGCCAACUGCUGGCACGUGCUGUGCGGCCCGCUGCAGCCCAGCCUCAUCGACCGGCGCGGGCUCGUGCUGGACCCGCGCGACGAGCUGCCGCCGCGCUUCGCGCAAGCGCUGUGCGCCCAGCCGCAGCUGCAGCCGCCCGCGCCCGCUCCCGCUCCCGCGCCCGCGCCCGCGCCCGCGCCUGCGCCCGCGCCCGCGCGCCACGCGUACAUGAACCACAGCCUCGACCUCGACCCCGUGCCACUGCACGAGGUGUGCCUGAAGGUGGGUGGUGGCAGCACUGUCGGCGGCGGCGGCGGCGCGGCGGUAGCGGCGGGCGGCGCUCUCAGCGCGUCCCGCUUGCGCUUGUUGCAUGACACCACCAUGAUCGACGCGGCGCUGGACCUGGACGACCCCGAGCCGCCGCGCGCGCCGCUGGCGCCGCCGGUGCCGCCCGCGACGCGCCCCGCGCUCGCCCUGUCCGUGUGACGCACGCCCGCGCCGCCCGGCGCUACUCUUUUGUAAAUAUGUCCCGCGACUACCCCCGAUAUAUAGAAUAAAUGGUUCCGCCAACA
Bicyclus anynana (squinting bush brown) is the source of this 1738-nucleotide messenger RNA. It is a transcript of the gene app, whose product is annotated as palmitoyltransferase ZDHHC18-like. Gene Ontology annotation, molecular function: protein-cysteine S-palmitoyltransferase activity. The record is from RefSeq and is a predicted model, not a curated record. Gene Ontology annotation, biological process: protein targeting to membrane; peptidyl-L-cysteine S-palmitoylation. Gene Ontology annotation, cellular component: endoplasmic reticulum; Golgi apparatus. The transcript has 4 exons. Lineage: Eukaryota; Metazoa; Arthropoda; Insecta; Lepidoptera; Nymphalidae. Bases 393 to 1652 code for a protein of 419 amino acids.